Strongyloides ratti is the source of this 1461-nucleotide messenger RNA. RefSeq names its product SMAD domain, Dwarfin-type and MAD homology 1, Dwarfin-type domain and SMAD/FHA domain and MAD homology, MH1 domain and SMAD domain-like-containing protein. The transcript has 4 exons. The coding region runs from base 1 to 1461 and encodes 486 amino acids. The record is from RefSeq and is a predicted model, not a curated record. Gene Ontology annotation, cellular component: heteromeric SMAD protein complex. Gene Ontology annotation, biological process: BMP signaling pathway; anatomical structure morphogenesis; regulation of transcription by RNA polymerase II. Lineage: Eukaryota; Metazoa; Nematoda; Chromadorea; Rhabditida; Strongyloididae. Gene Ontology annotation, molecular function: transcription regulator inhibitor activity; I-SMAD binding.
AUGCCAAUAGAUUGUACUAUAUGGUGCCUACUUUCUGAAAAACGAAGGUAUAUGGAGAAACUUUGGAGAAAAAGGUUACUCAUAACAGCUGAUGAGAAAAAAGCUAGAAGAAGAUUUUUAAGGUUAAUGCAAGGAUUUGAUGCUGAAGAUUUAGAUGUUUUAAAAAAGGCUGUAGAAUCAGGAGGAUUAGAUAUUAAACAAUGUGCACCAGGUCCACCUAUGGAGACAUUAGAUAUGGAAUUACCAGGAUCAUCAAAAAUGAUAACAAAUGAUGGUGAAGAUGAGGUUGUUUUUGAUGCAAAAUAUGAUGAUUCAGGAUUAAUACCACAAAUUGAUAAACCAAUGAGUAUGCCAUAUCUUUGUUGUAAGAUGUGGCGUUGGAAAGAACUACAAGUUGAUGCAGCACUUCAUAAAUUAGAAUUAAUGCCUUGGUGUAGAUUUGGUAGAGUAACAAUAAAUAAUGCCACAGUUUCAUGUUGUAAUCCAUAUCAUUAUGGAUUAUGGAUUAAACCUGAGUUAUCACAUACCAUUGAUGAAGAUGAAAAUACGGGUACAAUACUUUCAAAUAAUGAUAAUACUCAUCUUUUACGAGGUAAUAAUUUGUCAAAUGACACCGGAUAUGGAGGAUGUAGUAAUUCAUCAGAUAAAUUUUCAACACCAAAACAUCACUCCCGGCAACAUAUAGAAAAUCAACCAAGACCAGGUAGUAUUAUGUCAGCACCAACAAUACCAAAUUUGACAACAUCAAUCGAGAAAGCUGUUCCUGUUGAAGGAGGAUUUAUUCAUAAAGGUAUUGAAAUGACAUCAUUUCCUUCACCAAAUUCUCCAAAAAGAUAUCCUAGUAGAAUAUUAAGUGAUGAUUCAUUAGAUGAAUAUUUAAAAAGUGCCCCUCCACCACCUCCACCAGAUUUAUCUCCAGCUCCAUCAUUACGACAAUAUGCAAAUCAAAAAAUAAGCCAACAUGCUUCAGCUCAUUCACAGGCAUUAACAUGGGGUAGAUUAGCAAGAUGGGAGAAAAAAGAACGUGUGGGUGAGGUAAUAUCUUUGUAUGGAGAAUUUGUUGCAGUGGGUUUGUUAGCUGGAACUGUAUUUGAUUCUCAGGAUAUUCAAUGUGAUUGGGAUAUUGAUAAUGAGGUGUCAUUUUCACUUAUCAAAAAAUCAGAAACAGAUGAUUAUGAAGAUAUAUGGUUAUAUAAUAGUGGUACUAGACCUUUAUUUAUUUCAAUAUCAUCCUCAACAUCAAAUCAAAAAGGUGAUGCUAUUCGAAGAUUAUGUAAUGGGUAUUGUAUAAGAGUUCAUCGAAUAAUUUUAUGUCCAGAGGAAUCAAGAGUAAUGUCAAAUGUUGAUCCAGCUAAUACAAUGUCUUUCUUAACAAUAUCAGUAGGUGUAGGAUGGGGAGUAAAUUAUCAAAAAUUGUAUUUAACUGAACUGCCUUGCCGGUAUGAAAUUAUUUUUUCCUAA